Messenger RNA from Nymphaea colorata (pocket water lily), 1126 nucleotides. RefSeq lists its product as uncharacterized. The coding region runs from base 325 to 867 and encodes 180 amino acids. The transcript has 2 exons. The record is from RefSeq and is a predicted model, not a curated record. NCBI's taxonomy places the organism in Eukaryota, Viridiplantae, Streptophyta, Magnoliopsida, Nymphaeales, Nymphaeaceae.
AAAAUCCCAUCCUUCCCCAAACCAUCUCUCAAAGCAUCCCCCGCGAGAGCUGUGCGCCCUCCCCCCUCUGGUUAUGCUACCCCCGAUUCUCGGCGUCCCUCUGGGCCUCCGCCCCUCUCCUCCUCUCGGCUUCCCCCGCCCGAGAUUCUUCCGGUACCGCCGCCUGAGGUAAACAUCCCUCACCCUCUAGUCAUCACCAACUGGAAGGAAGAACAAGAAUUCAACAAUAAGACGAAGAAUAUAAAGAUCAAGGGAGAGGGAUAUCGAUUGAGAAGAUAAGGCAGAAAGCAAGGGCAAUCGAGCGACGUGGAGUAAGAACCAGAGAUGCCGUCUCCCAGGCCUUCCCGACGCGACGACAAGGGGAAGAGGGCGGCUUCCUUCCACGGCCGCAUUCCCUCCGACGCCCGGGAACCCUCUGCCGUUCUCCGCCGCCCAAAGACCCAACCGGAGCUGUUUGGCUCCGGCCGACCGGAGAGCCGACCGGCAGAAGAGUUCCAGUGUCCUCCUCGCCCCACGAAACUCCUGCUCAACGUCACCGUUCAGCGCAGCUUGGGCCCAAUCCAUAUCAUCAUCUCGAUGGAUUCCACCGUGCAGGACCUGAUCGCUGCCACGCUUAGGCAGUACGCCAAGGAAGGAAGGAGGCCGAUCCUGUCCUCGACGGAUGCGGCAGCGUUUGACCUCCAUUAUUCGCAGUUCAGCCUCGAGAGAUUGAACCCUGAGGAGAAGCUGAUCGGUCUGGGAUCCCGGAACUUCUUCUUGUGCCCGAAGCCGCUGACGGCGACCGCCACGACGUGUAGCGACGAGGCGGAGAAGGCGGGCACCAUGACCUCUCCAUGGUUCCUCAAGUUGAUGGAUUUCCUGCGGUGAAUUUAUCGGCUUCUUCUUUUCAUUUUUAUGUUGUUACCCCUACGGAAUGUAAAGCGAUCAGAAGGUGCCGUUUCCCCCUGCGUCUGCGGUUUGCAAAUAAUUUACACGAUGCUUCAGAAUCAUUGAUUGGAGACGGAAGGAUCAUCUCCAUUCAUCGGAUGAAAACGGAACCUCGCGCACGACAAGGGUCUGAAGGUGUUGUUAUUAUAUGGUUAUUGUCAUUUGAAAGUGAAUAAUGAAUAUUUUAAUGAUUUUAUUA